AUGAAGGUCUCCGCUCUUGCUCUGCUGUCUUUCGCCACUCUGGCGAUGGCUGCCCCUACCAACGACAAAAACACAGAGGUUGACAUUCAAGCAUACGCUCGCGCAGACGGUGCGCCUCUGGGCUUCAAGAUCAACAAGAAGGAUGUUGAAGCUUCGGCGUACGCCCGCGCCGAUGGCGCACCCUUGGGUUUCAAGAUCAACAAGCGGGAUGAAGCCCAGGCAUACGUCCGCGAGGAUGGUUCGCCGCUAGGUUUCAAGAUCAACAAAAAGGACACUGUUCAGGCGUACGCCCGUGAGGGUGGCCUGGCGCUGGGCUUUGAGAUUAACAAGCGUCAUGCUGAGGCUCAGUAUGCGCGUGGGGAUGGCUCACCGCUGGGAUUCAAGAUCAACAGGCGCGAGGAGUAG
This is a messenger RNA of Paraphaeosphaeria sporulosa, 405 nucleotides long. RefSeq lists its product as uncharacterized. The coding region runs from base 1 to 405 and encodes 134 amino acids. The transcript is spliced from 2 exons. Lineage: Eukaryota; Fungi; Ascomycota; Dothideomycetes; Pleosporales; Didymosphaeriaceae. The record is from RefSeq and is a predicted model, not a curated record.